Molecule: messenger RNA, 5460 nt
Organism: Purpureocillium lilacinum
Lineage: Eukaryota; Fungi; Ascomycota; Sordariomycetes; Hypocreales; Ophiocordycipitaceae
Product: guanine nucleotide exchange protein for ADP-robosylation factor
Biological process (GO): regulation of ARF protein signal transduction
Molecular function (GO): guanyl-nucleotide exchange factor activity
Source: RefSeq, a predicted model, not a curated record
AUGAGCUCCCUCAAGUUUGUGGUGUCCUCCUUGGACGCCAUUGCCACCUCCAAGGAUGCCCAGCGGAACAAGCAGCUCGCCGACUCGGCCAAGAAGGCCCUCGACGCCAUCAAGGAGCAGGACCAGCUCCCGGACCCCGACAUCGUCUUUGCACCGCUGCAGCUGGCCACCAAGUCCAACAACCCCCAACUGACAAACGCCGCACUCGACUGCAUCGGCAAGCUCAUCUCUUACUCCUACUUCUCUAUCCCGACCCAAGACGAAGACGCCAAAGACGGCGCAGAACCCGCCCCGCCGUUGAUCGAGCGCGCCAUCGACACAAUAUGCGACUGCUUUCAGGGCGAGACUACGGCCGUCGAGAUUCAGCUGCAGAUUGUCAAGUCCCUCUUGGCCGCUGUCCUCAAUGACAAAAUCGUCGUCCAUGGCGCUGGCCUUCUCAAGGCUGUCCGCCAGGUCUACAAUGUCUUCCUCCUCUCGCGGAGCACCGCGAACCAGCAAGUUGCACAAGGCACGCUGACGCAGAUGGUCGGGACAGUCUUUGAGCGUGUCAAGACAAGGCUACACAUGAAGGAGGCCAGAUUAAAUCUCGGCAGCCUCAAGCAUAGCUCAAGCAACAUCACGUUCGACCCGGCUGAAGCUGCCAACGGAGCCGCCGACGACGAUGGGUCGGUAGCGCCAUCGGGCGAUUCUGGCUCUGGCGAGGCCAACGGGAACGGCGCGAAACUUACCUUGAAGGACCUCGAGCAUCGGAAGAGCUUCGACGAUUCCAAUUUGGGCGACGGGCCCACCAUGGUAACCCGACUGGCGCCGGCCAAGAAGGACGAGACGGAGACGUCAGUUUCCGGGCAGUCAGUUACCGACUACUCGACCCACGACGACGGCGAUGCACUGGAUGCGGAAGACGAAGUUUACAUCCGAGACGCAUAUCUCGUAUUCCGAUCCUUUUGCAAUCUAUCGACAAAGGUUCUCGCCCCGGACCAGCUUUACGACUUGCGUGGGCAGCCUAUGCGCUCCAAGCUCAUCUCUCUCCAUCUCAUCCACACCGUCCUCAACAACAACAUUACCGUUUUCACGUCGCCAUUAUGCACGAUCAAGAGCUCCAAGAGCAACGAACCCACUUCUUUCCUCCAGGCUGUCAAAUUCUACCUCUGUCUCAGCAUUACCCGUAAUGGUGCCAGCGCCGUGGACCGCAUUUUCGAUAAAGAGAUUGAGGUCAUUCUCAACGAGAUUUACUUGGCCCUUUUGUCUCGGCGGAAUGCGCCACUAACACAAAAGCUCUACUUUGUCACUAUCCUCAACCGCCUGUGCGCCGAUCCUCGAGCUCUGGUGGAAAUCUACCUCAACUAUGACUGCGAUCAAACAGUGGACAACAUCUUUCAGACCAUUGUCGAAGAUCUCUCCAAAUUCUCCACUACUCCUGUCGCAAUCACAUCUAUCAACGAGCAGGUGUACGAGGAGUUGCGUGCAAAGUCCGCCCCUGCAAGCGAGUGGCAGCUCAAGGGCAUCUUGCCUCCGCCGUUGACUGUUGUGCAUAUCGUGCCACAGCAGGAGGCCGAACCUGAUUUUCCCAAGGAGUACGCGAUAAAGCGACUGUCCCUCGAAGCCUUGGUAGAAUCUCUGAGGUCUCUGGUGAAUUGGUCAGCGUCAGUGCGAGCAGAUGGCGCCGAAACGGUGAAGGCAGACGGCGACACGAAGGCAUCGUUGGAUGAGCUGCGGCCAUCGAUCGACCCAACGGCAAGCGACAGCGCCUCACGGCUGGAGACGCCUUUGCCACCAUCGACGCCUGUAGUGGACGAUGACCCUGAUCAGCUGGAGAAGGAAAAGGCGCGGAAAACGGCAUUGAUGAAUGCUAUCAGGCAGUUCAACUUCAAGCCCAAGAGGGGAAUCAAGCUUCUGCUGCGUGAUGGCUUCAUCGCAAGUGAAGAGCCAGCAGAGAUUGCCAGCUUUCUGCUGAAGGAGGACAAACUCGACAAGGCCCAGAUUGGAGAGUUCCUAGGCGAGGGCGACCAGCAGAAUAUUGACAUCAUGCACGCCUUUGUCGACUCCAUGGACUUCACCAAGAAACGAUUCGUCGACGCCCUACGCCAGUUCCUCCAGUCAUUCCGACUUCCUGGAGAGGCACAGAAGAUUGAUCGCUUCAUGCUGAAGUUUGCUGAGCGAUACGUGCUGGGGAAUCCCAACGCUUUCGCGAACGCCGACACUGCAUACGUGUUGGCAUACUCGGUCAUCAUGCUGAACACAGAUCAGCAUAGCAGCAAGAUCGCCAAGAGAAUGAGCAAGGAAGAAUUCAUCAAGAACAACCGGGGCAUCAACGAUAACGCCGAUCUGCCGGAUGAAUAUCUGAUCGGCAUCUAUGAGGAGAUCGCCAGCAAUGAGAUUGUUCUCACCAGCGAGCGCGAGGCGGCUGCCGCAGCCGGGACGCCGGCUUCGCAGCCCACUGGUCUCGCAGCUGGGCUUGGCCAAGCGCUUUCCAAUGUCGGACGUGACUUGCAGCGCGAGGCAUACGUGCAACAGUCGGAGGAAAUCUCAUUGCGGUCUGAGCAGCUUUUCAAGAACCUUUUCAAGAGCCAACGCCGCAACACCUCCAAGGCGGGACCCAAAUUCAUCCCGGCAACAUCUUCCAAACAUGUGGGCUCCAUGUUCGAUGUGACCUGGAUGUCCUACUUUUCAGCUCUCUCGAGUCAGAUGCAAAAGGCACAUAACCUCGAGGUCAACAAGCUGUGUCUUGAGGGUAUGAAGCUUGCGACGAAGAUCGCGUGUGUCUUUGAGCUGUCCACACCUAGAGAAGCGUUUAUCUCGGCCUUGAGAAACACAACACAUCUCAACAACCCUCAGGACAUGCUGGCCAAGAACAUCGAAGCUCUCAAAGUUCUGUUGGAACUUGGCCAGACCGAGGGCAAUCUCCUAGCCGAGUCUUGGAAGGACAUUCUCAUGUGUAUCAGUCAGCUUGACCGGCUUCAACUGAUCACGGGCGGCGUGGACGAAAGCGCCGUACCCGAUGUAUCGCAGGCCCGGUUCACUCGGACUGACACCUCCGACUCGAGGUCGUCGAACCAAUCCCGGCAAAGAACACGCCAGCGCUCAGGCACUGGUUCCCGUGGGUUCUCCAACGAGAUUGCGUUGGAGAGCCGCUCGGACGAGUUUAUUCGCAGCGUCGACCGAAUCUUUACAAAUACGGCCAACCUCUCUGGAGAGGCCAUGGUUCACUUUGCCAAGGCCCUCACCGAGGUCAGCUGGGACGAGAUCAAGGUCUCGGGCUCCAACGACUCUCCUCGGACCUACAGUCUCCAGAAGAUUGUAGAAAUCAGCUACUACAACAUGAACCGUGUCCGAUUCGAAUGGAGCAACAUCUGGGACGUCCUCGGCGAGCAUUUCAACCAAGUCGGAUGCCACAACAACAUGAACAUUGUGUUCUUCGCCCUGGACUCGCUACGACAAUUGUCCAUGCGCUUCAUGGAGAUUGAGGAACUGGCUGGUUUCAAAUUCCAAAAGGACUUUUUGAAACCCUUCGAACAUGUCCUGGCAAAUUCGCACAACAUUACGGUCAAGGACAUGGUUCUGCGCUGUCUUAUCCAGAUGAUACAAGCCCGGGGAGACAACAUCCGCUCGGGGUGGAGGACAAUGUUUGGCGUCUUCACCGUUGCCGCCCGAGAACCGCACGAGAGCAUCGUCAACCUCGCCUAUGAGAACGUCAACCAAGUGUACCGGACCAAAUUUGGGGUCGUCAUCACUCAAGGCGCCUUCACGGACCUUAUUGUUUGCUUGACGGAGUUUUCGAAGAACCUGAAGUUCCAGAAGAAGAGCCUGGCUGCGCUGGAGCUUCUGAAGUCCAUCGUUCCCACAAUGCUCAAGACACCCGAGUGCCCUCUGUCGCAAAUCCCGAGGAAGGGCGAGUCGGCCACCAAAGCAGCGGAUGGCGCCACCAAAUCCGUGCCAACGAAAACCUCCGUUGAGGAGGGUUACUGGUUCCCUGUGCUUUUUGCUUUCCAUGAUGUCCUCAUGACUGGGGAAGAUCUCGAGGUGCGCUCGAACGCACUGGAGUACUUCUUCGCAGCGCUUGUCAAGUAUGGCGGAGAUUUCACACCCGAGUUUUGGGACAUCCUGUGGCGACAGCAACUGUACCCGAUCUUCAUGGUGCUCCGGUCCCGACCCGAACUGACCAACGUCCUCAACCACGAGGAACUUUCUGUUUGGCUGUCCACUACCAUGAUCCAGGCGCUGCGCAACAUGAUCACGCUUUUCACGCACUACUUUGACGCUCUCGAGCAUAUGCUGGACCGGUUCUUGGAGCUCUUGGCCCUGUGCAUCUGCCAGGAGAAUGACACGAUCUCGCGCAUUGGCAGCAAUUGUUUACAGCAGCUGAUACUCAAGAACGUGACCAAGUUCACCGCCGAGCACUGGGCUAGGAUCGUUGGCGCCUUCUGUGAGCUCUUUGAGCGAACCACGGCGUAUCAACUCUUCACCGCCGCUAACCCGAACUCGGCGGCGUCGCUGUCACUCCAGUCAAACGGAUUCGACUUCUCCGGCGGCCUGAGUCCUCCGACCGAUACUCCCGCUGUCGACGAAAAGUCCCUGAAGAUCAACGGUGCGGAGGAGAGCAGCAUUCUGUCUGAUGCGGAGUCCAUGCACGGGCAGCCAUCGCCGCACCUCAAGGGCGAUGAUCUGCAGACGCCCACUGGUGGUCAACCACUGGAGGAGUUCAAGCCGUCGUCCAACUUGCAGCAGCAGCCCGUGGUGGUCACUGCAGCACGCCGACGAUUUUUCAAUCGCAUCAUCUCAAGGUGUGUGCUGCAGUUGCUCAUGAUUGAGACGGUCAAUGAGCUCUUCAGCAACGACACAGUGUAUACUCACAUCCCGUCCACGGAACUGCUUCGACUCAUGGCUCUGUUGAAGCGCUCUUUCCAGUUUGCCCGCCGCUUCAACGAGGACAAGGAGCUCCGCAUGCGGCUCUGGCGCGAAGGCUUCAUGAAGCAGCCUCCCAAUCUGCUCAAGCAGGAGAGCGGGUCAGCUGCUACGUACGUGUCUAUUCUUUUCAGGAUGUUUGCGGACAACGCGCCGGAGAGGCUGGAGAGCAGACCCGACAUCGAGGCGGCACUGGUGCCGCUGUGCAAGGACAUCAUCACUGGAUACUCACUGUUGGCCGAGGAGAGCCAGCAUAGGAACAUCAUGGCCUGGCGGCCCGUGGUGGUGGACGUACUGGAAGGCUAUGCCACGUUCCCUGAGGACGCAUUCAAGGCUCAUAUCCCUGACUUUUACCCCAUGGCAGUGGAACUGUUGAACAAGGACCUGAGUCAAGACCUCAGGGCUGCUCUUCUAGCAGUUCUGCGGCGGGUCGGCGAAGUCGCCUUGGGUAUCGAAGGUCUGACCAAGGCGGGAGACAGGAGACGGGAGAGUGCGGUAACCGAUGACCACGAGGAGCCCGGCAGCGAGCACGAGGCCGCAGCGCGGAAGAUGCUGUAA